AUGCUCGAUAGCCGCGACCUUCCGUACGAGCUGCCCGAGACGACGUCGUUUAACCCCGUGGGCGUCAUUGCGGAAAUGCCGACCGAAACCACGGCCAUGGCCCACAUCGAGCUCCACCCGGAUCCGGUGGAGAUGGGCGAUAAUACCGUGCUCGCCCCGAUCGAGACGUUUAUGAUGGAGGCCGGCUUGGCGGAGCUCCCUACACAUCGAAGCCCGACGGAUAAUAAGGCGAUGGAGGUGGAGGAGCCGCCGCGCCCGCGACGAGUGGAUACCGGGCCCAGGGUCUAUCCCUUCCAGCCAAAGGACGACGAGGAUCCGAACCAGCCGCCCACGCCGCUAGGUCCUCCGGCAACCAGCCAAGCGACGAUGGCUGGAGGCCCGCCCUCCGCUACGCAAGAGGGCAACGGGCCGGCAGGAUUCACGGCUUUUCAUCCUUCAGCUAAUGCCGCGCAGCAGCAAGCUCCCGCUCCGCUCGGUCCAGGUCCCGCGGGCGGCGCGCCCGUCGCCACGGCUGGCCCGCCGGCAGCGGUACCUCCUCAGAAUUUCAAAAUUACGCGGAAACCUACCAAUGCAGGCACGAAGCCUCCGGGGUUCAGACCUUGGACCCCCGGCACCACACCCGACGCCGCGCCGCCUGGUCCGGUGAGUAGGACGGCGACAUGGAGCGGCUCGGAAACACGCGGGGAUCGGAUAGGAAGCGUGCCCCAGGAUGACGCCGUCUCCAUCAUGUCCACCUCGCAGCCUUCGCAGGCCCCUCUUUCCAACCCCCAGGCUGCUCCGCCCGCUAUCUUAACGCCACCCUCCGGGCCCGUUCAGCAGGUGUCGUUGGGGCCGCGAGAGGGCCAAUUACCCUACCAUCAGCAGCCGGAACACGCCCAUCUACAACACCCUCUACAGCAGCCCGGGCCGGCUGCGCGGGUCGCCAGCUCAUCACCGCCAGAGGGCCAAGUCCCCCGCCCGUCCCGCCCAAGGACCCCCUGGUUUCUAUGCCGGGCCUGCCCUUGGCUCUACAGCCGGGAAAGGCCGAACCCCUGCCCAUCCGGACCAGCCGGGCUUCUGCGCAAGAUGCACCAUGCUCAGCUUGGGCGUGGCCAGCCUCUUCCGCCCCACGCAUUGCAGCCCGGCGGUGCGAUGCAGCAGCCGCCCCACGGGUUCGGUCGCGGAAUUCUUCCCCCAGGCGCCGAUCCUCGUCCAGGUAUCCACCGAGCCGAGACGAUGCCGGCCCAAGUCCAGCAGCCCGGACCGCCCGGCCAGUUUCAGGCGUUUACGCCGCCCAAAAACACGCCGACUUCGGAGAUGCCUCCCGCCCUGGGAACUGCCCAUAACCAAAGACCACCCAUCGCGGGUGGUGCGGCGCCUGUCUUGCAGCAGCAGCAGCAGCAGCAGCAGCAGCCUGCGGCCCCGAUUACGCACGCGCAGCGGCUCCAGCCGCGGCCGCACGCCAACUCGCUGCCGAGUUCGCAUCCCCUACCAUUCAGGGCCAUGUGCAGGCCCAGGCGCUCGGACAAGCUGGUCCCCGCCGCAGUUCGUCGGGGACACCCCGCCCAGGCCAUGGUUCCUCGUCCGCUUGCGCCAAAGGGACGGGGCUUGCCUCCGCACAUGGCCCCCAAGCCCCCAAUCCAGCCUGUGCAAACGCCGGUCUCCCAGGCUAGUAGUGGUAGUAGUGCCCAGCCCGGCGUCGGCCAGCCUCAGCAGCAGAGUUUUGAUCCUAGCCAGACCCCCGUACGCGCCCCUUCAUUUCCCGAUGGUCGCGGCCAUGUUUCCCCGCGGCCGGUGGAGUACCUCCAGGCCCGCAAACUCAACACGCGGGGCAACACAUCCCACCGACUCUCAUGA
Messenger RNA from Parascedosporium putredinis, 1836 nucleotides. The record is from the annotation of a GenBank genome assembly. Lineage: Eukaryota; Fungi; Ascomycota; Sordariomycetes; Microascales; Microascaceae.